AUGCACCACCCAAGGUUGGCUUCAACAGAACCUCCUCUUUACCAUCUUACCGACACACUCUCAGACUUGGGGAUCUCUCGAAUCUUUUUCAUCAUCUCGAAAAGCGAUUAUCAGCUAUCUAAAGCAUAUGGCUCAAUGGACUUCGAUCCUGAGUUCAUCACCAGCUAUGCUGCGGGGUCUGCAAGACCCGUCCAACAAGCGCGUAACUUCUUGCGCUCUGGUCAAGUUUGUACUAACGCCUCGCAGAAGACCAGAGCGGGCAUUGGUGUUCGCACCACCAUCAUGUUGCGCAACAUCCCCAACCGCGUCGACUUUGAGGACAUGAAGCAGUUCCUCGAUGAGACUCAAGAGGGUCACUACGACUUCCCUUACCUGGACAAUGUUCAUCCCUCGAGUCUCACCUGA
Molecule: messenger RNA, 405 nt
Organism: Aureobasidium namibiae CBS 147.97
Lineage: Eukaryota; Fungi; Ascomycota; Dothideomycetes; Dothideales; Saccotheciaceae
Exons: 2
Coding region: 1-405 (134 amino acids)
Source: RefSeq, a predicted model, not a curated record